Stylophora pistillata is the source of this 5019-nucleotide messenger RNA. RefSeq names its product N-alpha-acetyltransferase 25, NatB auxiliary subunit. The record is from RefSeq and is a predicted model, not a curated record. Lineage: Eukaryota; Metazoa; Cnidaria; Anthozoa; Scleractinia; Pocilloporidae. Gene Ontology annotation, molecular function: protein binding. Gene Ontology annotation, biological process: N-terminal peptidyl-methionine acetylation. Gene Ontology annotation, cellular component: cytoplasm; NatB complex.
CUGAGAGAGCAUGUGAGCCGAAUGCAACAUGGCUUCCCGCCAUGUCGAUGUCAACGAGCGUCGGCUUCGUCCCGUUUAUGAUGCUUUGGACAGCAUGAACAACAAACUGGCUAUCCAACUCGCAGACAAAAUUUUAAAGAAACAGAAAGACCUGUACUGCGCCAAGGCUCUUAAAGGACUGGCUUUACUGCGAUCAGGAAAAACUGCUGACAGCGAGACUAUUAUGGAGGAAAUUAUGGAAGCGAAACCGGCGGACGAUCCCACGCUCCAGGCAAUGACAAUUUGCUACAGGGAGAUGCAAAAACCUGAGAUGAUUCCUCUUAUUUAUGAGAUGGCCUUGAAACAGGACCCAAAGAAUGAAGAAUUGCACUCUCAUCUCUUUAUGGCAUAUGUCAGAAUUGGAGAUUACAAAAAGCAAAAACAGGUUGCUAUGAAUCUCUAUAAACUGUUUUCCAAGAACCCUUACUACUUCUGGGCUGUUAUGAGCACUGUGAUGCAGGGUACGAUGGCUGGUGAUGAGAAACUUGGAAGAACGAUGCUCUUUCCUUUGGCUGAGAAAAUGGUUGAAAAAUUUGUGAAUGAAGACAAAAUUGAAGCAGAAGCAGAGGUUCAUCUGUAUUUAAUGAUCUUAGAAAAGCUUGAAUGUUAUGAAAAGGCUCUUGAUGUUCUCAGAAGUAAUUUGGCUGCUAAACUGAUUAGCUACAUGGAUGAAAGAGAGGAGAAAGAAGCCAUUUAUUUAACGAAACUCUGUAGAUGGCAUGAAGCAAAUGUAGCAUUUAAGAAACUCAUUUUGAGAAGACCAGACCAGUGGUCAUACUACCAGUCAUACCUUGCCUCAGCUUUCUCCCUCGUCAAACAAGACUGGAAACCUGUUGAUGAGUCAGAAGAACUUCCAGAUUAUUCUUUAGAAAUGAUUGACAAAUUCCUAGUAUCUGUCAUGGAAGUGGAACAAACUAAAGAAAAGAGAUCAUGCAGAGGACCUUUUUUAGCACAAUUAGAAUUGAAAAAGCUUUGUAGUCAAGAAUGUAUUAACUGUGAUUCAAGACAGGCUUCCACUUCUACUGUAUAUUUAUUAACAGAGUAUUUUAAACGGUUUGGAGACAAGCACUGUUGUUUUUGGGACCUUGAACCUUACUUACAUGUAAAUCUACCAGAAAUGCCGGACAAAGAAAAGUUUGUGGAAGCAUUAAGGAAUACCCUUCCAUCAGUCAGUGAUGAAGAUUCUGAGUCAUCUCAUAUAAGACUGAUGCUGAGGAGAUUGAAUAUUGAACUAAUCUCAAGACAUUUUGGAUUUCACUGCCCUCUUUCCUGUGAGGAAAAAAUUUCCUUAUCAAAGGAAUAUAUGAAGCAGCACAAAGAUGGUUUGGUUUAUGGUCAGAAUCUUUUGCCAACAGAACUCCAAUACAGUGAUGGGUUUGCUCAACUGGCUUCACACCUUUUAUUAGAAGUAAAUUAUGAAUCAGGAAAUACAGACAUGAACUGGCACCUUCUUAUCAUCUUAGAGAGUGCACUAAAGGCAAGUCCUUCCAACCAUCAGCUGAAACUCCUUUUGAUGAAAGUCUAUUGUUCAAUGGGUGCCAUUGGUCCAUGUUUAGUGCUUUUUGAAGGAUUAGAAAUCAAACACAUUGAACAAGAUGUUGUUGGUUACACUCUGACACGGUAUGUUGAAGCCCUUGGUCAUUUUGAGGCAGCUUCAUCUGUGUACCUAACCACUUUAAAAUUCUUCUAUGGAAAUCAAAAAAAUACUCCUGAACAUAUCAUAGCUGCCUACAAGUAUGGAUCAUUUGAAAAGAUUCCAGAGUUCAUUGAUCUCAAGAGAAGACUUGAUCUUUCACUGCAUUUUGCCACAGUAAAUUAUGAAAACAUGCUCCUUGACGUUUUCACCAAGGCAAACAGCCUUUCAGAUAUCCAAAGUCAUUUUGAUGAAAAGAACUUACUUGACAAGUGUUCUGUAGCAAAAUACUGGAUGAAAGAGCUGAAGGACAAUAGGGAUCUCAAACUACUUCAAACCUGGGAUGGCCCAGAAAGGCAGCUAUCAAAAGAACAGGAGUUAAGAUGUGAAGAGCAGGAGGUGCUCUGGUUAAGGUUGCGGUUUCUUAUUCUUAGAGCCCUGGCAGUAGCUGUCUCUUUGAUACCAAAACCUCAACAAAAUAUGCAAAAUAUGAAUAAUGGAGAAGCUUCCCCUGCUUGUCCCUUGGAAGAAGUGAUCAAUGAAUUGAAGGAAACAUUACAAGAAGUUGAUUUGCACCCAGGAACAAGAGCAAAGCUGCCUUGUCUGGGUCCACCAUGUUCAAGACUGCCAGGGUUUAUGGAUGGUCAGCAUGGAAGAAUGAUUAUAGCUAUGGUAACCAUAUGCCAUGAAUGUCAUAGUUUACAUCAUUCUUCACAAGAUGCUAGUACAACAGAAAGGUGGAAUCAUAUUAGACAAAAUCUCGAUGUAGUGACUGAAAUUUUAAAAGGUUGUAUUUCAGAUUGUUUAGGUAAACUCACCACAAGCAGUGGAGAAAAAACAAUAUUCAAUGGAUAUGUUUUGGAAACCUUGGUUCUCUUGGUUGAGAGCUGUUGUUGUGUCCUUCUUCUAGCAGCUGUAUGCUGUAGCUUUUUACAAUCAAUGACAGGCAGCAAAAAGACCAAGAAGAAGAAACCUACUCCCACUAAAACAAAUGAAGAGAUGGCACCAUUUAAAGAGUUCCUAUCAACACUGAAAUCUUCUCUUACAUCCCUACAUUCAGCACUUGUGGAAGUGAAUAUUUGUCAGCUCUCAGAUGAGCUUUUGGAACUGAAUUUAGUUGAACUAGACAAUGAGACCAAGUCUUCCAUUGUGUCAGAGAUUUGGGAGAAACUGCAGACAAGCUAUAAGCAGUCAGUGAAGGAGAUCACAGAACUUUUACAUCACAAAGUCACUUUUGCUAAGUCUCUUCGUAUUUAGGCAUUAAACAAUUAUUACAUUUUGUCAAUGUACAUCACAACAAACAGUUGGGAAAUUCUCAGAGGAAGAGUUGCAUCUUUCAGCCUGGUUGUAUCAUUAGUACCAUUUAUGUUGGAGAAAGCAAGAUAAGACAUGGACUUGUGCAAGGUUAAAGGUGGUCAAGAAGGGAGUUAAUGUGUUGUCAGUGGCCAAUGGAGUAAAAGGUGUGGCUUUAAAAGUAAACUCUACUUGCACCAGCAUGUGGAGGAAGGUGGUUCCUUUUGCAGAGUGGCCUAUGGUUAGUGAAAAAAAUGAAUGUAAUUUUGUCAGCCUUGUAUCAUUGUGGUUUUAAAUACAUUUUGGGUAUGGUAAAAGUACUGGUGAUGACAAUGGUGAUGGUUAAGGUACUGAUGACGUUGAAGGAGUUAUGAGACCUUGUUUAAGCCCAUGAAAGGUCACAAAACAAUUCACUUGAGAAUGUGUACAUGGAUCUACACAUUCUACAUGAAUGUUGCAUGUAGAUGCUAAGGGACUAGGAAGAUGUUAAGAUUGGAAUACAGCACGGUACUAUGAUAUGAUGCUAUCGAUGAUGAAUUGUGGUAUUUGAGUAAAAUGGAAUGUUGAAAUAGUGGCAAAGUUACAAUGCUUUUAUUGUAAAUACAGCUGUAGGUGUUAUUACAACACUGAAUCUGCCUACAGUGUAAGGGAUGGCAAUCAGUAAAUAUUAGGAUUGUUAAGACUCCUAGAAAUGCAAACUAAGACUGAACAUUUUUAGCUAUAGUUCUACUUAGAUCAUUUUAAGGUAAUAUUGUCUCAUUUUUUUAGAUGAUGACUUUUGUUUUUUUUUUUUUUUGGUGGCAUAAGCUUUUACAUCUCAACAUCUUUUUGUUUUAUGGGUGAUGCAAGUGGCUGUUAUCAGCAAAAUAUGUGUUUGCGCCCCAAUCAUAUAAGAACCCCACAUGUAGACUUUCGAUGCUCACAAUGAUACCUCUAAGCUACUGUUGCCACCCUGUGACUUAGCUCCUGGUCUGAACAAGUACAUACAGUAGAAGACGUAGAUAGUUUUGAGAAAAGAUUUCAAAACUCAUUACAAAGGUUGGUAGUCAUCAGUCAGUCAGUCAGCCCACUGAUGGUUGGAAGGUCUUUCAGGGAGCUGUUCUUCACCAUUACCUAAAGUUUGCAAGAUGGUUGAUUUUCAUGGUAUCAAUAGCCACCCCUGUCUUUAAUUAAAUCACUAUGGAUUUGUUACUAUUAAUCAUUCACUUAUGAAUCACUGUGCACUUGAAUUUUUUUAUCACGGUGUCAUCAUAUUGAUGGUAUGUUUUAGCUGAUUGAUAAUUAAACUGGAAAAUUAACAUAUAAGCUAUUUUUUUUUUGUUGGUUCUGUGGUGCAAAAAGUUGAACCAUCAGUAAUACUUAACAUUGGUUGGAACUGUCCAACCAGAUUGGCUGGAGACUGGAGAGUUUUAGUUGAUGACAAAUUUCUCUUGAUAAGUACACUUGUCUGGCUAGCCAAUUUCAACCAGUGAUAAGUUGUCUAACUGUCUGUAUAUGGGUGUUGUUUGCUUUAGUUUGUCUUUAAUGUACGUCAGAUUGCUAAAAGAGGGUCUUGAAAACAGUUGGAAAAAUUUGAGAGAUACUAAAUGUAUUUUCACCUUCUCAAAACUUUAUUCUCAAGCAAGUAGAAUUGGGUCCAUAUGCUUACUCUUAUGUAAGCAUAAGAGAAUUGGGUUGGUGUUUUACUGAUAAAUGAAGCAAGAGUGGGAGAGAACUUCUGCAUUAUUUUUAUUAGAACACCCAUGGAAACCAGACAAAAUAAGGACAUGACAACAUCACAAAAUAGUGCUGAUAUGAAUAUUUUUAACUCAUAAGGGUGUAUUUUCAGUGACCAAUUUAGACCUGUUGAAUUUGAUGAGUGACCAGAUGACGUUUUUUUUUGUAGGUACAAUGCUCAGAGCAAUAAAGUUCAUGUAGAGUAAAACUGUGUUUUACUGAACUCGAGAAUGUGAAAUAAAGCUUUUAAAUUCUUUAUUAUAGAUGUAUUGGCCGAUAAGUCUUAGAUGUGUGAUGAACAUAUCUAAGAUAUGUUGAAUAAACAUGCUCAGAUAUUU